AGCCCUCGCGACGAAGACGAAGCAACGCCGUCCCCGGGGCAUGCGCACCCGCCAUUCCAUCGCUCCGCGGACACUGUCGCAUGUUCUCCACCUUUCGUAGACUGGUGGAUACUUCUGUCCAUGUAGCCCGACAUAACAGCUGGAUGUUCGCGGGCAAGUCGCGAAUUUUUACGCAGGGCUAUCUCAAAACAAAAAAAAAGUUAUUGGUAUGGAGGACGAGGCCCAGACUGCAUCAUCGGCAGGGUCAUCACGCUCAUGUGCUUCAGGCAGUGCUCAAGGAUCUGAUGAGUCUGACGACGGCGAAAGCUCGUCUAGGUGCAACGGGGUACGUGAGGAGGAUCCGGAACAUGACAGUGAAUGCGAAGUUACGCUAGAGCACCAUCCGGUACCAUCACCUAUACACAACUACCCGAAGUCCUCUGCAAAUGGUCGAUCAUCUGGAGAUGCAAUUCGUAUGGAGACGUCGUGUGCCUCGACACCUUCCGCUGAGAGAGGCGCGCAAAACGAUGCCACGGAAACACCCACGCUUGAAACUGGAGGUGCGAGCGAAAGUCGAGCUGCAGAUAGUGAACAAGCGUCGGCAGUGCAUGGAUUCUGUGCGGUACCGCGUGAUGCAGUGGUUCGUCGUACAUCGGUGGCGGAAAGCGAGAGACGGCUAGAAAGAUCUGGUGCCGAGGUGGUGCCUGAACCCGGCAAAGACGAAUUCGCACAGGACGAAAUAGUCCCAGCUUUUAACGGCUUAGAGGAAAAUCUCAAAUUGGAACUCGAACAGAUGGGUGGCGGGGGUGAGCAGAUAAUAUCAGGCAAGACAGUCUGCAUUGAUGGUAUGAAAAGUGGUACUGUAGGAAACGUUGCCGGUAGCUUACACAUGUAUCCGGUCUACGAGAUGUACCCUGCCCGGCCAGGUGCGGAGCUGGAUUAUGCUGAUUCAUUCGCAGUUGCUGAAAACAAAAUUGCGAUGAAAAACAAGAAAUGGAACGCGACUGCGACGGAGACAGCUGGGUCGGACGAGUAUUCGGUUUACGACGUCCAACGAAUAUCACGUAGUCCUCGUGGUGCUCGUCUAUCAGUCAAGAAACACAGAAGUCCAUCAUCCAAGCAAAGGCAAACCGAUAAAACGAGCCCACAGUUUCUCAACAUGGCUAAUGACGACAUCGAUAGCCUUAGGGAAGAGGCUCAACUAGCAAAUGAGUCGGACCUAGAAACGGAGUGUUCCCCUCUUGGCUAUGAUUCUCCUCAACCACGAAUAAGGGUCAUACGCACAUCAGUGGAAGACCUAGACAACUUUGAAACCAUCUGCAGCCUCUUGGAAUCUCUGUCUGGAGACGUGAAGGGGGACUUUGACCGGUCAAAGAUCCAACCUAUCGUGCUUGAAGCAAGUUAUUUUGAGGAAGGUGAAGAUGACGCUGAAAAGUGGUCUCCUGAGAGGAAGAAGCGCUCGAAGAAGGCGAAAUCAACUUCGUCGGAAAUAGUGCAGAUAUCGCGUAAAAAGAAAAGGGAUUCGUCCAAGAAGACCUCCAGCUCAACCAGUAGGAUUGACAUAGACGAUGAAGGAAGCCAAGAAGUGACGCUGACAGAGGUAUCCGAAGGCGAUGGGCGCAAAAACAAGAAGGUGCGUUUCUUUAGAAACCUCGUCUAUAGGCGGAAGAAAAUCCCUUCAGGCGUGGCAGUAGGUGCAGCGAAAGACCGCAAACAGGUCUCCAUCGUGAAGAAAGCGGGAUGGAGGAAGGGGAAAGAAAAGCCCGUGGCUCGAAGGUCAAAAGGAGACGAAUCCAGCGAUCUUCUGGAAACAGAAGGAACCAUGACCAGUAAAGACGAGGCACGAGAAGCUAGUGAUGGAAGCAGACUUAGCAGGGCUAGUAAAGACAGCAGAGCUAGCAGGGACAGUUGGGGAACUAGGACUAGUGUCGGUAGUACUGGAAGCGCAGACAGUAACGGGACGCGGAAGGCGAGUCAUGCAGAAGGAGCGAGCCGAGCGACAGGUAAGGCAGAUGCUAGAAAGCAUGAGCGGAAGGAGGAGGUUAUGGAUGUGAACGAGGAGGAAAACUCGACAUCAAGCGAGAAAGGGCAAGAAAUGGAAGGAACACGGAAGGUGUGCGAAAAGAAACAAGGGGGCAUCAAGUCAUCAAAGGCAAAGAAAAAGGGCGAUGGUGAAGAGGAAGGUAUUAGGAUCAAGCGUAACGGCGGCGGAGGAAUUCGCCUGAUACUUCCACGUACAGCGUCCUUGAAUAUUGACAGUACCGGAAGCUGUGAGCGUUCAGAACGGCGGCUCUGUGACAAGUGUUCAGAAGAGGUCGUGGCAAAGAAACGCACGCGGCCUUCAGAGAGAUCCAAAGAGGUUGGAGAGAACCAACGACGCGAUAGUCCGCCUCGUCGGGGAGACGUUCCAUCAUACACACACCGACAGUUUUCGUUCGAACGAAGGGCAACAGCGAUUCCCCGCGACGCUGGGCGCAGCAGGAAGGAGGCCGACAUGAUAGAAAUGUUCGAGUUGCUUCACGGUCAGCAGCGUCGCGCCCCCAAUGAUCGGAGAGGAACCGCGGUAAACCGCUCAAGAAGUUCGUCGUACGAUCAACGAAAAGGCGAGAUUGACCCGCGAGGUUCAUCGUACGGUAAAAGAGACGCAGACGAGAUCCUUCCACAAGGUACGCGGUACGACCAGCGGGAAAGUUUUGGAUUCCGUACAAGAGACACUUCUUAUGACCGAAGAUAUGCACGUGGAACUCGCCCUCAAGACGUGCAUCACCGAAGGAAUCGGGGCACUACGAGGACGUCCUGCGAACAGGAGGAGCCUGAAUCUGGACAUGUGACACGGUCACCUGCAUCUCGCCGUGGUUUAGGACACCUAAAGGAAGUUGAAAUCGAAGUAUAUAACAAACGAAGGCCGUCACGGGACCGCAAGAUGGACGUGAAAGGAGAAAAUCAGACUCGCCACGGUCGUAGAGACAUUCUCUCGACUGUUCAUCCAGCUCCUGCAUCACCUCCUCCCUCAUUUACGCAACCGCCCGCUCACGCGUACCGGAGGGACCUUGUAGAUUUCACUAUGAGAACACCUUUGUCACCUCUGCUUUCUGGGGUACCACCUCCCCCCGUGCCACCACCUCCCCCUUUUGCUCCACCACCACCUGACUGGGAUUCCAGCAAGGGUGACCUCAGACAACAACCGCGAUCACCAAGCAAGCGAAAGAGACAGAAGGGAGUUGACGUUAGCAGGACAAUACAAAUUUCUCCUCCACGAGACGGGCACCGUAGCCCAGAGGUUUUCUAUAGACUGAGGACGAAAGCCAGUUCAGAGGAAUACAAGAGACCAGGCGAAAUUAUAUCAAGAACUGCGACGACUUCGAAUGACAGCAGGACUGACAAGGAUGGAGACUACAGACAAUUUAAGAGUUCCAAGGCCCGUUGGUACGCGGCUGAAUGGAAGAGCGAGGAAGGCGACGAGUUUAGACCGGAAUGGCUUUCGGGUGAUUACCAGAAUGUCAAUGAAAGUGACAUAAGACCGAGGUCACCACCAGGUGGUUACGUUGAGGAUGGCAGUAUGGUUAUUAGAACAGAAGGUACUGAAGAGUAUGAAAAAGAUAUUGAAGCAGAUGUAGAAGAACAAGAAUGGGGUAGAAGAAGACGGGGACAGCGUGAUAGAAGCAAAGAUUUUAGGUCAAGGAAACCACAGCAUCAGCAAGAAUGCAUAUCGGUUAGAGAUAGCAACUUCAUGUCAAGCCAACGACAACCUCAGCGUGGCAGGUAUGAGGCUGACAACGGCGGACGCUACACACCGGAUGAUCGAAAGAAAGAACGUCAGCAGGGCGACGACGGAGGAAGAAGGGGACCGUCACGAAAUUGGAAAGAAGGGACACCAGAACUAAGUGUGGAAACGCGGUAUGAACGCAGGAGGGAAGGAUUCGGAGAUUAUUAUGUAGAAGGCCAUAGCAGCAGCUCUGACGACGGUGGAAGAAUGCGACAACCAGGACGCACAACUACGAACACCGAAAACUCAUCGAGGAGCAGGUCUCAAUCACCCUCUCUAUGGUCAACACAGAGAGGACCGCUCAAGCGUCACCCUUCCAGUGAAUACGCACCCGCCGACACCAGCGUACUUGACGGGUCUCUUUUCCGUGCUUCGUUGAUUAGUUUUAGCGAUGGAUCCAGAAAACGAGAUUUACCUCGUGACUCACGGCGCCGUACCAGAACUAAAGUUCCCGUCGACGAAUGGGGAGGCCGGGAAGGCACACGCGAGGAAACUGACAAGUAUCGCCGCACAAAGAGGGAGACAGGAGGGACUGGUUGGAGAAGUAUAAUUUCAACGAGUCAAGAAUGGGAGGCGGGAAACCGUGAAGACGUUCGGGACAAACGCAGUCCUUGUCGAAGCUCCUCUAUCAUUAGCUCGAAGUCUGACAUUGAGGGCACUUCGUAUACAGGCUGUACAUCACGGACGGGCUACACUGCUCAGGCAGGUUACACGACCGCAACGUCCCACGUGGAAUCUGCAACGAAUAUUUCUGGAGCAACGAGUCCUAGAAGUGGAUCCCAAAGUCGUAUCAGCUCCAACGUGGACGUGCGUCAACGGCGGAAGAUUCCAGAAGUGAGCUCAGAAAUCAAUGUUACUCCCCACAACGCUGCAAGGCAAAAAUAUUCCGAGUUGGGCCUCACCCGUCGUGCAGAUACAGUGGAUUCCAACGCGGUGAGGAAACAUCCUCCAUCCCUGAGGGUAGGACCAGAUGCUAUUAAGGUGCAAGCUGGACAUAUUGCCCACCACCGCGGUAGCUCUCGUAGUCCUCCGACUUCUAAACAGAAACCAUCUAGUGUCGAACGAAGUCCGGAACCGAGUGUGGAACGCAUUAACCUGCAAAUAUUUCCUGAAGAAGGGUUGACUCCCAAGAUUAUUCUUGAGCAUCAGGACGGCGACGAAAAGCAGACGUUGAUAGUGAAGACAUCCAGGACGGAGGUAAAAGGUGGUGGGUCGUCCGAAGAUGUCACUCACAAAGUGAAAAAAGGCAAUGACAAAAGUAAAAGCUUAAAGAAUGAAGAGCGAGCACAGCAGAAAGGUUCUGGCAGUUCAUGUGCGUCGCAGUACGAUGAUGCGAAGUCAAAGGUCGGACAGGAAUCAAUUUUUAAAGCUAGCGUUGCAAGCCCUCGGAUAAACGUGUGGCAUGUACCCCCUGCAGAUAUGAAAAAAUAUCUAGCAUCAAGGCGUCCUGCUUUUUCAGAUACCAAUCAGUCCAGGUCGGGGUCAAGACACUCAGAGUCCAGACGUUCAGGGUCCAGACGUCUCGAAACAUCGCACUACAAAAGAAUCAAAGAGUUGAGACAGCGUAGGGCUUUAGAAGCGCGGCUCAUGGCGGAGGCUUCAACCACGGGUUACGAAACCAUCGACACUGGUGGCGCGCAUGAUCUGAUUCAGCCACACGUUGAGAUAAGCCAUGGGAAAGCCAGCCACUCAUUGUCCAAUGAGCUAAUUAGCCGACGUGAAGAAGCAUCGUCAGCUUUACCUGGACAAAGCAAACAGGAUCCUCAUGCUUCUAGUAGAACGAGAUGUUCAUCGAAGACAGAGAUAAAAUGCUUUGCAAAUACGGAAGAACAGUUUGGAUUGCCUACUGUAGGAACUGACCCAUUUCGUCAACCAAACGUACGAUCGGGUGCACAGAUCCCUCUCGGCAUGAUGCCAUCAAUGGGCCCUUAUAUACCGCAUCCAGGAACUGAAGGCUUGCAAGGUAUGCCUGUACAGCAAACAAUUAUAGUACCUGGAAGCGGAGGUCGACCACCGAUCUUGACACAGACACUCGGGCAAGGUCAGGUCAGCCCUAUCACUCUCGAUGGUAUGGAGAGCGGGCAGACAUUCCUUCUGCAGUCGCAAGGGGGCGGACAUACUAUCUUAACGCAGGUACACAGUACACGCACGCCAAAUACACAGGAGAAUGCCAGCCUGCAGACGCAGCAACCAGGAUUAGCGAGCAGUCAUUCAGCUACAAGAAUAACGUCAACACAUCGAGGUGGCCUGCCUUCAAUGCUUCCGCAGCAAACCGCGUCUCCGCAACCUUUACAUCUCUCUCCAAGUCUCACCCGAACUGUCCUCAUUCAGCCUGGACCACCAACAGCCGGACCAGAACGAUCCAACCACUUUCAACAGGACCCAAGAGAACAAGAAAGAAUAACCAUGAUCAAGAGCAACACGCGAUAUACUUUUCCUUCGCCGCCAAUGUAUCCUGCUCACAUGGGCCCAAGAUUCACUGGUCAAUCUAUUUUGAUUGGGGGCGGUGCGCAACCUGUGCGUCCCGCGCAUCACCACCACCACCAUCCGUUCGGGCCACCACACUGGCAUCAGCCGGCCUUUGCAUACAGACGUUCCCACAGCCCUCAAGGAAGGAGGAGUGGCUUCAUGGCCGAAGAACGGACGAGGCGAUCUCCACGAAAUGCGUUCUCGCAACCAGCCAUUCAGAGGACUGUAGGUACGCUGUUCACUUCAGAUUCGUUCAUGACUGCAUGCGAAGCUACGCAGGCACCUCUGAACGCGGCAUCCGACGGAGAAGCCGUCGUCACGUUGGCCUCCACGUCGGCUCCUGCUGUCGACCUGAGGAAGUCUGUGAGUGCGUCUUGUUCUUACUCUCAGUCUUCCGGAUCUGGUAAGAAUGCGUACAGUUUCACGAUCUCCACUGAAUCGCCGUCACGAUCAGAUGGUGUCGACAUCUGGGACAGAAGCAAACAAAGGUCCGUCGACCCAAUACUUCCGGAAGUCGCUCGCAACAGUAGAACACCCCCCAAAGGUCUCAGAAGGUUUACUAACAAGGGUCAGAGUGCAGUUUACUUCCUCCUGUGUAUAGUCGCCAUAGCGGGUAUUGCGGGUGCCAUAAGUUUGUACCGCAAGAGGAGAUGGACACACGAGGAAGAGGAAGAGAUAUUUGAAGGAGGCGAUAGCGCCAAAAUGUUUGGCCCGUGGCAGAGGUUUGACGAUGCGCGAAAUCCCUCUCCAAAUAGUACUGGCUCAUGCGUGAGUCUACACUGUAGCUUGGAAGCUCUAGCUUUGACACAGUCUGUAAAUCGCUCCGUAAAUCCCUGCGACGAUUUCUAUGGUCAUGCGUGUUCGUCUCAGUGGAAAGCGAAAGGAUCGUACGCGUCUUUCGAUGGUUUGGUGAAGAACGAAAUUCAGAGGGCGGUGGUAAACUUCUUCAAGGAGAACACUUCAGGCAACGGUGAUAUCGCGACUUCGCGGCAAUUCUGGCAGGGCUGCAUCAACGUGGACGAGAUAGUUCACUUGGGAAACGCGCCUUUCUUGAUCAUUCUCAACAUGACUGGGCUCCGAGGAUGGCCGCAUGCAGCCUAUGACUAUCAACCUGACGUCGCUGAGGUGUGGAGGAAAGCCGGUAAAAUCCUGAGACUCAUGUCCUUAUCUCCUCUCUUGGACGUGAGAGUAAUACCAUCGCUGCGUCGUAACAAGGGGGAAAUAAUCUUAAGCCGGGGGAAACACAUUCCUGCCGUCCAGCGUGAUUCUCGGAAAUACGUUGGUAGAGACGCCCUUGCGGGUGACGUUGCGAAAGCGUUUAAGGUGGUCCACCCGACGGGGUCCUACUUCGAUCAGGUGUCUUCGGAAGUAUCAGACUUCAUCCUUAAGUUGUCAAACUUGAGCGACGGCGAAGCAGAAAGACGAGACGGCCUCACGACGGUCGUUAAGCCAUUUAUCACCAAUGCCUUCGGGGACGAAGACAUCUCGCCUCCCAACGGGAGCUUGCACACGACGCAGGCUUCCAAAUUUGUCGAUGAUUUGGUUCGACUAGUUCAAGCCACGCCUUCAAGAAUAAUCCUGAACUAUCUCGGCUUCAGUGUGGUUCGUCACGCGUUCCUCUUCUCCCCGAGCAGCGCCAAGGAGGUCCUUUCCCUGGGCAAGAAGACUUCCGCAGCUGUGACGCGUGAAUCCGAAUGCGUUCGCGCACUUCUCGACGAUGCUCUUCCUAAGGAAAUCGCGGAACGUGUAGUCUAUGCUGCGGUACAGAAAAACGUUGACCUUCCUGCACUGAGGGUGCUGGCCUCUGACCUAAAGAAGAGCGCCGUUAAUCGGAUCUCAAAGUUGCACUGGAUGGAUCCGGGCACCCGAGCCCAGGUUGCUCGACAAUUACGAGAAAUUAACGUACGUUUUUUCUUCGAGAACGACACAGGGUCUGACAGCCUGACGCAAGGGCCUCCAUCUGGGCGCCUUCCAGAUGUUGUGCCUGGACAAACAUUGCUAUCGUACCAACACCUACGGUCUCAUCGCUUCAAAUCCUCCGUUGUGACUUCCAUAUCAGCAGGUGCCAGCGACUUGAGCGGCAGUUUUGCUCACGAGGACUGCACGUACUAUUCCGACCAGAAAGUUCUCCUAUUACCAUUGUCUACACUGAACGUUCGGGAUUAUCCGACUCCCUUUUCGUUGCUGUUUCAAGUUCCUCGCUUUGGGAUCAAGCUUCUACGGUGCCUCGUCCGUGCUCUCCAUUGCGGGAACAUUGAUAAUCGACCACGAACGCGGUUGUCUGUCAGAGUGUCUUCGGCUCUGUCCGCACGGCGCAACUACGAGAGAAUAAGGUCAUGCAUCAAUAAGCAGUACCUAAAGAUUAGGGACCCCGUUGAAAAUAAAUUAGCUAAUCGAGAAGACCUCCUCACAGCGCUGAACGUUGUCGACAACGCUGUCGUGGGUCCCGGUAAGGACGUCUACGAAGCGUACGCGUCGACCCUAAGGCAUUCCGGUUCAGUACGAGGUUCUGAGGCUCUGGAGGGCCUGACGUGGGCGCAGCUGUUCUACGUGUCGUACGCCCAGGGCAUGUGCGAAGUUCUCGACCACGAUUACAACUUUAGAAGGGCUAAGCAGCAUCACGAGAGUCCGAACUGGGAGAGGGUGAACGUACCACUUGGAAACGACGAGCAGUUUCUUAAGGUGUUCAAGUGCGGUGGAAGCAGUGCCAUGAAUCAGGAACCGCGCUGCCGAAUCUGGGACUAGCGAGCUGCAGCGUUCGUUGACCAAAUUGCUACCAAAAUAAAUAUUGAUAUAGCGCGUACGGCGAUCUGUUCACAGUAACAACCGUUUCUCUGGCCACACAUUCAUAUGACAAAAUAAAUGUGACGAAUAAACGUCUUGAAGAUCUCGA
Molecule: messenger RNA, 9107 nt
Organism: Ornithodoros turicata
Lineage: Eukaryota; Metazoa; Arthropoda; Arachnida; Ixodida; Argasidae
Exons: 2
Coding region: 209-8959 (2916 amino acids)
Biological process (GO): protein processing
Cellular component (GO): plasma membrane
Molecular function (GO): metalloendopeptidase activity
Source: RefSeq, a predicted model, not a curated record